UGCAGUUCUGAAAUCUUCAGAAAGUUGCUUUGUUCAGCGAAAACCAGGGAGUUGUCCUGCCUGCUGUACAGGUCCGCGUCGGCCGUUGGUUUUCCUUCAAUGCGCGGAGAGAACACGCAGCAUGGGAGGGAGGAGGUUCAGCUGUGCUCUCACACAAUUCAGACUCAUGGGGUUAGACUGGCCAGAAAACACCUGCAUGAUUGGGUUGUUCUUAUCUUACUUGCUGCAGUUGUGAUUGCCCUGCAUUAUGCUGCUCCAUUUCACCGGUUCAUUGGGAAGGGUAUGAUGACAGAUAUUAGUUAACCAGUGAAACAAAGUACUGUACCAGCAUGGGGCGUUCCUAUAAUAUCCGUAAUUUGCCCCGUAAUUAUCUUUGUAUCCAUAUAUAUUGUUAGGAGAGAUGUCUACGACCUUCAUCACGCAACAUUAGGUGUGCUUUACUCCGUCCUGAUAACUGCAGUUGUUACUACGGUAGUAAAGAAUGCAGUAGGAAGACCUAGGCCGGACUUCUUUUGGCGGUGUUUUCCUGAUGGAAAGCAGUUAUAUGAUCAAGUGACAGGCAGUGUGAUUUGUCAUGGUGAGAAAAGCUUCUUAAAGGAUGGACGCAAGAGUUUUCCUAGUGGACACACAUCAUGGUCUUUUGCUGGACUUGGAUUUCUGUCACUGUACCUAUCUGGCAAAAUUAAGGUGUUUGAUCGCCAAGGUCAUGUUGCAAAACUUUGCAUUAUGAUUCUUCCACUUCUUAUUGCUUCACUUGUCGGGAUUUCUAGAAUAGAUAACUAUCGACACCACUGGGAGGAUGUGUUUGCUGGUGGCCUACUAGGAUUUAUUAUAGCGGCCGUUUGUUACUUGCACUUCUUUCCACCUCCAUACCAUCAUCAAGGUUGGGGACCGUACGCAUGCUUCGAAAUGCUCGACGAUCUUCAAGUGGCCAACUCCCACAGUGCACAAAGCCAGCACUCUACGUUUGGGCAACAUGGCAUAUCUGGGGAAAACCAUAUCAGGACAUGAAGAAAUGAUCUGGAAGUUGGGCGCGUAUAGCAUCCUUACUGUAUUAUAAACCGAGGAACCUGCCAUGUACAGUAAGCAUGAUUAAACCUUCUAUGUCUGCAGUCAACAACUAUUAGCAACUAAAGCUCAAGCCUUUCACUAAAUGACAGCCUAUCAUGUGUGAAUCAUAAAGUUAGCAUAUACUAGUGUAGUCGUCCCCAGGCCCACCUGUUGCGUCCAAACUGUUUCCUUAUUUCUUAGCGUGUUUUAGUUCCUAGUGGAAGUACUGAUAGGGAACUUAUUCCAGUGUUACAAUACAAGUAGAAAGGAGGUAUGAGAAUGACAUUCACAUGGGCUCUCAAUAUUCUGUGCCAGGUUGCACCGUCCAACAGUGUAGUGUUCCAAACUCUCUCAG
Molecule: messenger RNA, 1405 nt
Organism: Oryza brachyantha (malo sina)
Lineage: Eukaryota; Viridiplantae; Streptophyta; Magnoliopsida; Poales; Poaceae
Product: putative lipid phosphate phosphatase 3, chloroplastic
Exons: 8
Biological process (GO): phospholipid metabolic process
Molecular function (GO): phosphatidate phosphatase activity
Source: RefSeq, a predicted model, not a curated record